UUCUGGCCACCGUCUCCGACUGUCUUGUUCUGUCUCUCUGCCUUUUCUCCUCACAACACAAGAGCGUUGUUAUUCUCAAGCACUUGCGGCGAUUAUCGAGCUUUGGUCUGUCUCGUAAAUCUGCAUACAAGUCAUCCAGGACCAGACGAAGAAUAUGUGACCAAUGCCGUUGCCGCUCUCUCGGUCCGAGUCCGACGAAUAUGUUUGUGGACCAAGCUUCAAGUCAUCAGUUCCAUCGGUACUCGGGACUCCGACUUUACAGGGAUUGCAUGGUAUCCUGACAUAGCCGUCUUAGUGAGAAACGGAGGUUUAAGAGGCUUUGUCAGCUAACUCCAUGCCCAGCACGCCAUCAGCCACAGUCCGUCACCGCCGAGGUCUUCUACUUCACUCCCCCGAGGACGGCUCCAAGCCCUACACCCACGUCAACUCGGACCCUGCGACCGGUAAGCGCCGCACGAACAUCAAGCAAGAGUCGCAUAUCGUCGAGAUCGAGAACCUCCGCGGUAAGGAGGACUCCGUCACUCUCGACACCGCCGGCUUCCAGUUCGGCCGCGAAGCCGCUACGCACAAGGCGUUCACCAACGACGCAGCGGUCGAGGCGGAGUACUACCCCGAGAGCAUCGAGCUCGUGAAGAAGUUCACCGGCGCAAGUCGUGCCGUCAUCUUCGAUCACACGAUCCGCCGCCGCCGCCCAGGCGAGCCCGACGAUUCGCCGCAGAGGCGGCAGCCCGUCCCGCAGGCGCACGUCGACCAGACGGCCGCCGCCGCCAUCGCGCGCGUGCACCGACACCUCCCACCCACAGACGCUCCCGCGCUCCUCCAGCGUCGCUUCCAGAUCAUCAACCUCUGGCGCCCCAUCUCGCACGCCGCGUACGACUGGCCGCUCGCCCUCUGCGACUUCCGCUCCGUAGACUACAAGGGGGACCUAGUCGCUACAGACUUGGUGUACGAAGACAGGAAGGGCGAGACGAACAGCGUGAAGUUCAACCCGAACCACAAGUGGAAGUACUUGAGGGGCAUGGAGCCAGAUGAGUUCGUCCUCAUCAAGUGGUGAGUAUUGCUCAGGACACCCGUGUGCGAGGCGACUGAACUGACGUAUGGAUGCGCAUAGCUUCGACUCAAAGACGGAAGAU
This is a messenger RNA of Fomitopsis serialis, 1133 nucleotides long. RefSeq lists its product as uncharacterized. The coding region runs from base 335 to 1054 and encodes 239 amino acids. The transcript is spliced from 4 exons. Gene Ontology annotation, molecular function: oxidoreductase activity. Lineage: Eukaryota; Fungi; Basidiomycota; Agaricomycetes; Polyporales; Fomitopsidaceae. The record is from RefSeq and is a predicted model, not a curated record.